UCGGCCCGGGGCGGGCGGGGCGCGGCGGGGACGGACGGCGCGGGCCGGGCCGGGCCGGCGGGGAUGAGCCAUGGCCUCGGUGAAGGUGGCCGUGCGGGUACGGCCCAUGAACCGCAGGGAGAAAGACCUCAAUGCAAAGUUUAUUAUUUCGAUGGAAAAAAAUAAAACAACAAUCACAAACUUAAAGGUACCAGAGGGUGCUACUGGAGACACAGGACGAGAAAGAACGAAGACAUUUACCUAUGAUUUUUCCUAUUUCUCAGCAGACAGUAAAAGUCCCAGCUUUGUUUGUCAAGAAAUGGUUUUCAAAAAUCUUGGUAUGGAUGUGCUUAAAUCUGCCUUUGAAGGUUAUAAUGCCUGUGUUUUUGCAUAUGGACAGACUGGAUCUGGGAAGUCCUACACCAUGAUGGGAAAUGCGGGUGAUGCAGGUUUGAUACCUCGAAUUUGUGAAGGAUUGUUCAGCAAAAUAAAUGAAAAAACAAAGCGGAAUGAGGCAUCCUUUCGAACAGAAGUCAGUUAUCUGGAAAUUUAUAAUGAACGUGUGAGAGAUCUUCUUAGAAGGAAGUCAUCAAAAACUAAUAAUUUACGAAUACGAGAACAUCCAAAAGAAGGGCCAUAUGUUGAGGACUUGUCUAAGCAUUUAGUGCAAAAUUAUACUGAUGUAGAGGAACUUAUGGAAGCAGGAAAUAUAAAUAGGACAACGGCUGCAACUGGAAUGAAUGAUGUCAGUAGCAGGUCUCAUGCCAUUUUCACAAUCAACUUCACUCAGGCUCAAUUUGAUUCUGAAAUGCCUUGUGAAACUGUUAGCAAGAUUCAUUUGGUAGAUCUUGCUGGAAGUGAGAGAGCAGAUGCCACUGGUGCCACAGGGGUUAGAUUAAAGGAAGGAGGGAAUAUUAACAAAUCUCUAGUUACUCUGGGAAAUGUAAUUUCUGCCUUAGCUGAUUUAUCUCAGGAUGCAACAAAUCCACUUUCAAAGAAGAAGCAAGUAUUUGUGCCUUACAGGGACUCUGUGUUGACUUGGCUGUUGAAAGAUAGCCUAGGAGGAAACUCUAAAACUAUAAUGAUUGCCACUAUUUCACCUGCUGAUGUCAAUUACGGUGAAACUUUAAGUACACUUCGCUAUGCAAAUAGAGCCAAAAACAUCAUCAACAAGCCUACUAUUAAUGAGGAUCCCAAUGUCAAACUGAUCCGUGAGCUGAGAGCUGAAAUAGCCCGAUUAAAAGCCCUGCUUGCUCAGGGGAAUCAGAUUGCACUUUUGGAUUCUCCGACAGCUUUAAGUAUGGAAGAAAAGCUUCAGCAGAAUGAAGCAAGGGUGCAAGAACUGACCAAAGAGUGGACAAACAAGUGGAAUGAAACUCAAGAUAUUCUGAAAGAACAAACCUUGGCUCUGAGGAAAGAAGGGAUAGGUGUUGUCUUAGAUUCUGAACUGCCUCAUCUCAUUGGCAUUGAUGAUGAUCUUCUCAGUACUGGUAUCAUCUUGUACCACCUGAAGGAGGGCCAAACAUAUGUUGGCAGAGAAGAUGCUAUAACAGAACAGGAUAUUGUUCUUCAUGGCCUUGAUUUGGAAAGUGAGCAUUGCAUCUUUGAAAAUCUCAAUGGCACUGUGAACCUCAUCCCACUGAACGGAGCACAGUGUUCUGUGAAUGGUAUUCAGAUUACAGAGCCCACACACCUCAACCAAGGUGCUGUUAUAUUACUUGGAAGAACCAAUAUGUUUCGCUUUAACCACCCCAAAGAAGCUGCCAAGCUAAGGGAGAAAAGAAAGAGUGGACUGCUGUCUUCCUUCAGCUUGUCUAUGACAGAUCUUUCAAAAUCCUGUGAGAACCUGUCAGCAGUUAUGCUUUAUAAUCCAGGGCUAGAAUUUGAGAGACAACAACGAGAGGAGCUUGAAAAAUUAGAAAGUAAAAGGAAACAAAUAGAAGAGAUGGAAGAAAAAAGAUCUGACAAAGCAGAACUCGUAAGAAUGAAGCAAGAAGUAGAGUCACAGCGGAAAGAGACAGAGAUAGUUCAGCUGCAAAUUCGAAAACAGGAGGAAAGUCUGAAACGGAGAAGUGUUCACAUUGAGAGCAGGUUAAAGGAUUUGCUGGCUGAAAAAGAAAUUGAAGAAGAGAGAUUACGGGAACAACAGGAGAUAGAGCUUCAAAGAAAAAAGCAUCAGGAGAAUUUUUGCCGGGUCAAAGAGGAGUUGCAGCGACUACAAGAGCUUAAUCAUAAUGAAAAAGCAGAGAAAAUGCAGAUUUUUCGUGAACUAGAAAGACUUAAAAGGAAAAAAGAUGAGCAAUAUGUUACGCUGGAGUCAGAAAAAAAAAGACUUGAAGAACAGGAAAGAGAACAGGUGAUGCUUGUGGCUCAUCUAGAGGAACAACUUCGAGAGAAACAGGUCAUGAUAGACCUCCUGAAGAGAGGGGAUGUGCAGAGAGUUGAAGAAGAGAGAAGAGACCUUGAAGAUAUUAGAGAAUCUCUAUUGAAAGUCCAGGAAGCCCGCUCUGAAGGUGAUGAAAACCUAGAGGAUUUAGAAAAAGCACAGCAUGAUUUUGUAGAGUUCAAAAGGAAACAACUGGAACGGUUGACUAUUUUGGAAAAAGAUUUAGUUCAGCAAAUGGAUCACCUAGAAAAGGAAAUAGCAGAUGAAAAAGGAGCUCUGGAGCACUUAAAAUUUGCACAUGAAGAACAUUUAAUCCCAAGGGAGAAUGAUGAAAACUCUGUGGAUCCAUACUGGACUGAAGAAGUUGACAAGAUAAAGCCAGUGGAGUACAGGCUCCAAUCUAAAGUAUGCCAGCUUGAGUACCUGAAGAGUAAUCAUUUGCCAGCUCUGCUGGAAGAAAAACAAAGAGCUUCUGAAGUCCUUGAUAAGGGCUUGUUAGGGUUAGAUAAUACUCUCUAUCAAAUAGAGAAAGAAAUAGAAGAAAAAGAAGAGAAGCUUGCCCAAUAUAGAGCCAGCACAAAUCAGCUGGAGCAGCUUCAAGAAACCUUUGAAUUCACAGCCAAUGUAGCUCGUCAGGAAAAGGUUCGGAAAAAGGAAAAAGAAAUCCUUGAAUCAAGGGAAAAGCAGCAGAGAGAGGCUCUGGAGCAGGCUGUUGCUAAGUUAGAAAGGAGGCAUUCAGCUUUGCAGCGUCGUUCGACGAUAGACUUUGAAAUCGAAGAGCAGAGACAGAAGCUGGCCACCCUGAACAACAGCUGCAGUGAGCAGGCAGGGCUGCAGGCCAGUCUGGAGGCUCAGCAGAAAGCCCUCGAGCAAGACCGAGAACGCCUGGACCAGGAAAUUCAGCAGCUGAAGCAAAAAAUAUACGAGGGUGAUGGUGCUCAGAAAGGAAACCAUGGAACACUGGAAGAGAGACUCUCCCAUAGCACUUCCCCUAGCGGCCCAACAAAGCCACAGCCACCCUCUGCUCCUCUGGUUGAUGACAGGAUAAAUGCCUUUAUUGAACAAGAAGUGCAGAGAAGGCUCCAGAAUAUUCAUCAUAAAGCUGAGGAUAACAAUGUUAGUGUGACCUUGUCUACAGAAAGUUUAAAGGAUAAUGAGAGGCUUAAUAACGACACUGUUCAACGGAAGCUGAAGUAUGAGCGGAUGGUCUGUCGUUCACUGGGAGCAAAUCCAGAUGCUAAGGACCCAAUUAAAAUUAGUAUUCCACGGUAUGUCCUGUGUGGGCAGGGAAAGGAUGAGCACUAUGACUUUUAACUGAAAAUAACAGUCCUGGAUGAGACAUGGACAGUGUUCCGGCGGUACAGUCGCUUUCGAGAAAUGCAUAAAACUUUAAAACUGAAGUACCCAGAGCUUGCCACUUUAGAGUUCCCUCCAAAGAAGCUGUUUGGAAACAAGGAUGAACGAGUGAUUGCAGAACGACGGAGUCACUUAGAGAAAUACCUCAGGAGCUUUUUCUCUGCCAUGCUGAAAUCUCCAUCAUCUCCACUGCACAUCGAUAAGGUGGGGCUGACACUGUCCAAAUACACCAUCUGCGAGUUCUCACCCUUCUUCAGGAAAGGCGUUUUUGACUACAGCAGCCAUGGGACCAGCUGACUUUUGGGCCAGGAUCCUUGCUGGAGAAAUGCAGUCAGAGUGGUGCCUUCACUUCCAUGGUGUGAGAGGAAUGAGAGGAAGGACAAAAAGCUGUUUUCCUCUGUACUUGGAAAAUUGCAUCCAAACAACACCAAAAAGAGAGACAGCUAUACCCCAGUGCUAUCCCAUGUCCUUUACCAGCUCUCAUUUUAGUGCCUGCGUUUUCGUGGCAUGGGAUAUACGGACAUUUUGGUGUGAGUUGUUCUGUUAAUACAGUACAAAGAUUCUGACUCUCCUGAUGAGUUUGGAACCCCUUCUUGGCAGGAGUGCUUCCUUCCCAUUUGCUCAGACAAUUUGUUCUGGUAGUUCGAGAGCAUCUCAUGUUUACCGUGGCAGUGUGUCAUGCUGAUAGAGGGUUUCCGAGCAGCCUUUUGGUUUCUGUCCAAGCUGUUCCUUAAAGAACAGUUUCUCUUUUGUUUCUUUACAGCAUUCUGUCGUGUUUAAGGUAAUGCUCACACUCCACUGUUGUUUCAAUUUCUUUUCCCCUUCCAGAUACACAUUUUAACUAUUUGACUGUAUAAUUGUAUAGUUUCCCUGAGAAGAAUUGAAGGGCCUGGGUAACUUGAAUGUUUACAAAAAUAUAUGCAGCAGAAAGAAUAACCCUGUCAAAGUCUUCCACACUUGGUUGUUUUGAGGCAGAACAAAUCACUCACCAUUAAUGAAGAAGCAGAGGAAGCAAUAGUUACCGAAGAACAUGGUCAGCAUCUUUUCAGAUUUCCUAAUUACUAAGACUGUAAGUGGAAACCCUGCACUGUACAGAACUCAUAGCUAUGCAUAAAGCUUAUGCAAAGUGCUAUAUAUAAUUUUUUUAAAUAGCUUCCUCACAAUAGCUGUAAACCCAAAAUUUUAUUUGCAUCAGUUAAAAUUUGCAGGAUUUGACUAUUAGUACUUUAAAAUUACUCAGGACUCAUUCAGACUUGCACAUGUAUAUAUAGAUAGAAUUAAUUUUAUAUUGCUGCAGAAUCAAAAAUAUCUGUACACUGGAAUUGAUUAUGUGUACAGGUUAAUGUAUAAUUGGUUGUAUAAAAAUCAGAAUUGAAUGACUUCUAGCUAUUAAAAUGCAUAAGGAAAA
Molecule: messenger RNA, 5129 nt
Organism: Chiroxiphia lanceolata (lance-tailed manakin)
Lineage: Eukaryota; Metazoa; Chordata; Aves; Passeriformes; Pipridae
Gene: KIF16B
Product: kinesin family member 16B
Biological process (GO): microtubule-based movement
Molecular function (GO): ATP binding; microtubule binding; microtubule motor activity
Source: RefSeq, a predicted model, not a curated record